AUGUAUGAAUUCGGAGUUAAAAUAAGUAAAAAUAAAAACAAUAUAGCUGACUGUAAUUUACAUCGCACAAAAUAUUUUAACAAGAUAUGUAUCUAUGUUUAUAGAUCGUGAAAAUUUUAUCAGCAAAGUUAUCUAUCAACCGCAUGGUUAUUUAGCAAAACUACGACACAAUUCGACUGAUAAGCAUGUGGUUUUUUGUUUUUUCCGUUUUUAUCUUUGUUUAAAUUUCUCUAUGCAUCUUUUUCGAAGCAUAUAAAACAGGAGAGGAGUAAAUGAAAGCUGUAAUUUUGUUGCCGUCAGAGUAAAAUAUUCGUAUUAGUAACUACGAUAUACUGUCUAUUUAAAUAUAUAACAAAGCGUAAGUGGUAAACGGUUAUCAAACAUUUGGUGAAAGCUAUUUCGUGUUCACAAAGAUAACGUUUUAAAUUAAACUAAUUUAACAAAUGUGUACACAAAUUUCUUCGAUUAUUCGUUUUUUAACGUAAAUAUGUAUAAAUAUGUUUUUUUCUUUUUCAAAGGAACUCUAUAUUGUGUAUUACUGAAAUUGAAAUAUUCGUUAUUAUGGAGACUUAUAGAUAAAGUGCUUCAAUUAAUCGUAAUUUUCUAAACACUUUAUUGUCUUUUAUUUGCUGCUUUCGAUAACACCGAUUAAUUUUGUCUACAUAGGUUACGUACGAACCUGCAAAUGGCUGAGAUAGUGAGAAGGAAAAAGGUGUGCGUAAUAGGAGCCGGCGCAGCCGGACUCUGCGCAGCCAGACACUUUGCGCCAAAUUUGAAUUUCGAAUUGAAAGUUUUCGAGCAAACAAAUAAUAUCGGUGGUACGUGGGUUUAUAAAGAAGCAACUGAAGUUGACGAAAAUGGUUUGCCCGUUCAUUCGAGCAUGUACCGCGAUUUAAGAACUAAUUUACCAGCGAAAAUUAUGAAUUUCCCUGACUAUCAGAGACUGAAUGCUGUAGAACCUUGUUGCGUGUCACACCAGGAAGUUCGAUCUUAUUUACAGAAUUACGCGGAUCAUUUUGAUUUAUUUAAAUACAUUCAGUUUGGGACAAGAGUAGAAUCCGUUCGAUUGCAAGUGUCAGCUGAAGGUGAAGAGGAAUGGGCCGUGCGAAUAAAAAUUAUGAAAACAAAGGAAGAGAAAGAAAUUAUUUUUAAUGUUAUAAUGAUUUGUAAUGGACACUACUUUGAUCCUUAUAUGCCAAAGAUACCUGGAAUCGAAAAAUUUCCAGGUAUGAUAGUACACAGUCAUUCAUAUCGGAAGCCGGAAGAUUUUUCUGGUAAAAGCGUUUUAAUUUUGGGAGCAGCUGCUUCUGGAAUCGAUAUCGCUCUCGAUUUGGCUAGUCACGCAAUUCGAAUAUAUUUAAGCCAUAAUAAUGAAAGGUUAAAUACUUCUUUACCAUCAAAUAUAAUUGAAGUGUUAGGCGUGGAGAAGAUAGAGGAAGGAAAAAUUUUUUUAAAAGAUCAAAGUUCCAUUACGGCGGACGUAUUUAUGUUUUGUACAGGAUACUGGUACAGUUUCCCAUUUUUAGACGACAACUGUGGAAUUCGAGUGGAUGAUAAUUUUAUAACUCCUUUAUACAAACAUUUAAUCAAUAUCGACCAUCCUACGAUGUGUAUUGUUGGAGUGCCUACUGUUGUUCUUCCAUUUCCUAUGUUUCACAUGCAAAUACAAUAUUUCCUUGCACUAUUAGAGAAAAGAGCAAUCCUGCCGACAAAAUUAAUUAUGUUGGAGGACUCGAAGUUGAAAACAUCGAAAAAAAGACACGCGCAUAAAUUAAUGGACAAGCAAUGGGAUUACAAUAAUUCAUUAGCUGAUGCUGCAGGUUUCGAUCGUUUGCCAAAAUUCUACAAACUUGGAUACGAAGCGUGGUCAGCGCAGCGAAAGGCGAACCUCUUGAACUAUAAGAGGGCCAGAUUUAUAAUAUCCGAAGAUGAAGAAAGUGUUGAACUGGUCAUGCCGAAAUAAAGUGUAUAAAAUUGUUAAGCAUAACAGUACAGUUUUAUAAAUUUUUCGUAGUGUUGUAUUUAAUAAUGAUAUUGAUUUUGUACAAAGUCAAUAACAAAUGAAUUCGCUGGGCCGCUUCAGAAUUUCUGAUUUCGUUGUUGCUUUCGAAAGCGCGGAACAGAUUAAUUAAAAUUACUGAGCAAUUUAUAAAGUUGACAUAGUUUUAUUUUUAAUCCAAUCUACUAGAUCGAUAACGUCGGUAUAGACACCAGGUGAGUAUGGUUGACCGCAAUCGUCGCCCCACGAAGUUAUACCGAUUAUGAUAUUGUCCCUGUUAACCAAUGGACUACCAGAAUCACCCUAUGGGAAACCAAUGAUACUUAGAGUAAGUUAUCGUGACAAUUAAAAUAAAUUUCUGAUUAUUAUAAAAUGAAUUGUAACCUUGCAUGCAUCUUUUCCCCCUUGCGAAAAUCCAUAACAAACUUGAUGCUUUGUCACUUCAUAUCUGCCUUUGUAGUCCUUCCUGCAUUGUUCUUUAUUCACUUUCGGUACAGUAACGUAUUUUAAAUCAUUUGAUAACAUCGGCUUGAUAUCCUAAAAAAAAUAGCCCCACCCGGCAAUUGAAGCCCAACUUGCGUAAACAGAUUCAUUUCCAGGUAACUUGACAGGCUGUGUCGCAUUGUCAAAUUUGAACGAUGGAGAUACCUUCAAUAAUCCAAUAUCGUAAUCGUUAUUAAGCUCAUUGUAUUUUUCGUGGUAAAGAAGUGUCGUUACAUUAUGAACAACUCCACCAGCAUCGUAUUUAUUAGAUCCACUACGGAUGUUUAUCGAAACGGAAUCAUUGACAAAUCUAUGAACCGAACGUAUAUCAAAUACACGAAAGAAAA
This is a messenger RNA of Heterotrigona itama, 2829 nucleotides long. Lineage: Eukaryota; Metazoa; Arthropoda; Insecta; Hymenoptera; Apidae. The record is from the annotation of a GenBank genome assembly.